AUGGAGUAUUUAGGUUUUUCAUCCACAAACCUACCUUUUCAUCAUCCACGUCUACCACAAAAAAACUCUUCCUCUGUUACAGUGUUAAAGAGAUUAGAUAACAGAAAAUUAAAUAAAAUUGAAACGACCGAGGAUAUUAACCAAUCUACCCCAAGAGCGCUCACUGUAGCUAUUUCGGGAUGCACCUCAUCAGGCAAAACAACACUGGCCUUACUACUCUCAGAAAUCUUCUCUGCUUUCUCAUCCAAAAACAAAUCAACAGAAAACAGUUCUUCACGUGAGUCUGAGAAAGAUAAUCUAGGCAAUUCACAAGCUAUCACCCCUUUCACAACCACUAUUCAUCAGGAUUCUUUCUUCAUUCCAAAAGCAGACUGUCCAUUUGUCCAAUUCAAUAGCACUAAUAAUGAUAAAAAAUUUGUGAAAGAAAGCAUUGCCCAGAAAGAUGAAAAGCCAGUCUACACCUACUCUUGUACUGGCACAAAAGGAGAAGGGAUUGUACAAGUUGUCGGGCCAAACACAGAUUGCAUAGAAGCAGUUAACUUUAGCAAUCUACUUCGGGAAGUUCAAGCCACGCAUAUCAAAAAAAUUGAACCACAAAAGAUCACUCGAUUCAAAGAAGAUGCGGAUAAGAAGAAACUUGUGGAGCAAUAUUCCGGAGUGAUCGCAAGCAUGCGCAAGAAAAUCAAAGAACAUAGGGCAUUGACAACAAUCAAGCAGGCUUCUAGAUAUGGGGAAAACGUUGCAGGUAAUAUCAAUGGAUGGGUCUUCGUGGAAGGAUUUUUGCUAUUUAGCAAAUCCAAGCCUCCCGACCACGGAAGCUUGGAGUUCCUUGAAAACACUGGAAAGCCUUCUGCAGAGGUUCCUGAAGAUUUGCAAAUGAUAGCCAAGAAAGAUUUUACGUUCAUGGAGAAAGAGCUAACAAGAAUGAAGGAAGAAAGUACCUUGUCCAAGGAAGCUUUGAUGGAGGAAUUUGAUAUUAAAUUGUUCUUGCCUACCAGCAAGGAUGUUGCUAAGCAAAGAAGAAUGAGUAGAUUUCCGUAUGUUGAUUUUCCUGCUGGUGGAAGACAUCCUGGCCAAAUGUGGAAAUCGGAAGGAUACUUUGACGAGGUUGUUUGGAAAGGUUAUGAGGAUUCGUUCAGUUGGUUGUUGAAAGAGACCGGAAAGGAAUGCAUCAAUGGAGUGUUUGUAAGAACCACUGUCGAUGACACAGUUGAGAAUACUGUUGAAUGGGCGGUUGAUAUUAUCCUCGACUUUUUGACAAGCUGGGAAAUGAACCAAGAGGGCAUUUUGGGCAACUAA
Sclerotinia trifoliorum is the source of this 1299-nucleotide messenger RNA. Lineage: Eukaryota; Fungi; Ascomycota; Leotiomycetes; Helotiales; Sclerotiniaceae. The record is from the annotation of a GenBank genome assembly.